This is a messenger RNA of Glycine soja, 1188 nucleotides long. RefSeq lists its product as uncharacterized. The record is from RefSeq and is a predicted model, not a curated record. Bases 417 to 992 code for a protein of 191 amino acids. The transcript has a single exon. Lineage: Eukaryota; Viridiplantae; Streptophyta; Magnoliopsida; Fabales; Fabaceae.
UAUGUAUUUAAAGAAGGGAGUGUUGAAUGAAAGAAGGAAAAUCAUGGGCUAUAGGGACAAUAGUUUAAUUGGAUGGGAAUCAAAAUUUUCCCCUAUGGCGUGGCAAGUGGUCGUUUAAUCUAAAUUUUGGACCAAACGCGCAAGCAAGGAAUUUCCCAAGCCAUCAAAUCAGAGGGAAACUUACACAGCAAUCAAAUUCACAAUCACGAAAAUUACUUCCUUUUCAUCACGCUUUUGCCCCGAAUUCAAUGCUCCCACUCCACCACCAACUUCACACACCAACCACCUUUUCCUUCCACGCCUCAAACUACAUACUUGAAAUUCUCGACUUUAGUCCAUUCAGAAAUUAACCCAUAAAACUACCUCCACCAGCACGGCAGCACCAAGUUGAUAAUCACAAAAAGAUUGGAUUUUUCAUGGGUGGCCAACAAAAGAAGAUUGGUCAAACUCAAAGAAGAAGAAAUGAGAUUAUGGGUUUCACAGUUUCUCACAACAAGCCUUCAGGGUUUGACCUGAUGCAGAACUGUGAUCUUCCUCCACCUUCCAAGUUUUUUAUGGGUCCAGAUAAGAGUGUCAUAUUGUCCAUGAAUAGGCUCUAUAACAGAGAAGAAGAGCAACAUAGCAAACAGUCUGGUGCUUACAGGAUUGACAGUGGACAUGAUGAAAAGGAUAAAAUGGAGCUUCUGAAGGCACUGCGAGCAUCUCAGACACGGGCCAGAGAGGCAGAAAAGAAGGCUGCAGUUCUGAAAAAUGAAAAGGAGGGUCUUUCUAUGGUUUUGUUGGAAGAGGCCAUGCACUUGUUUGCAUAUCGCCAACAGGUGCGUUUGCUUGAGCUUCAAGUUUUCCGCUUGCAACAAUCCCUUUUGCUGCGUCAACAACCAGAGGGAGAUGGCCAUGAUGAAGAAACUACUGGUGUUGCAUGGGUUCUGGCCUUGGUUCUUUCGUUGGGAAUUGGAGUUACCACUGCUCUUGCUUGCAGAUACUAUCUGUGAAUAGCCACUCUGCUGUGAUUGGAAUUUGGAACCGUUUUGAGACACAGAAGACGAUCUGCAUAUACAAUUUUUUGCUUUAUAUUUAUUUAGACACAAAUAUAACUGUAACCUAGUUCGUGCUAAUCGACUUGUAAUCAAUUCUCUCUUCCGGCUCAUUUAAUGGAUAAAUACAACCGUAUUGAACUGCUUUUGAACA